Messenger RNA from Elgaria multicarinata webbii, 759 nucleotides. It is a transcript of the gene CIMAP1A, whose product is annotated as ciliary microtubule associated protein 1A. The record is from RefSeq and is a predicted model, not a curated record. The coding region runs from base 1 to 759 and encodes 252 amino acids. Lineage: Eukaryota; Metazoa; Chordata; Lepidosauria; Squamata; Anguidae. Gene Ontology annotation, cellular component: cytoskeleton. The transcript has 6 exons.
AUGAGUAAUGGAGGAUGGGUGGGAACAUGGAGGCCUCAUCGUCCAAGAGGUCCAGUCAUGGCCCAGUAUUCCAGCCCUGGGCCCAAGUACUACAUACAAGGAGCAACAGGUUAUGUAUCACACAUCCCAACCAAAAGGAAAGCCCCUGCCUACAGUAUGUGUGGCGCAAAACCUCCACUCAGCAAAGACUGCCCUCCAGGUCCUUACGAUGUGCCGGGCUAUAUGACUCAUAGGGGAAGGAAAUCUGCUCCCGCUUACACAAUGGCUGGUCGACCCAGGGUGAGAGUGGAGAUCACCCCAGGUCCCGCCUCUUACUCACCUGAGAAGUCUCGAAGAAUGAUCUAUAAAACUGCACCUGCGCAUUCCAUGUCUUUCAGGACUCGCAGUGCCAAAGUUGACACCACGCCAGGUCCUAAUGCUUAUAUGAUCCCUGGGGUGCUUGGACCACACACAGUGGCCACCUCUGCCAGCCCUUGUUAUUCCAUGAUAGGGAAGAGUAAACUUGGGCGUUUUGAUGAAGACCUUCAUAAGACCCCAGGUCCCGCAGCAUAUGAGAAGCCAGCUACAGAGAUCUACAAAAAGAGAGCACCAAAGUAUACCAUGGCUGGCCGAAACAUGAAUCCACGACGUGACAAAAUACCUGGACCUGCAGACUAUGUAGUAGGAAAGGUGUCAAUGAUCAAGUCCUGUGCUCCAGUUGUCACUUUUGGAAUAAGACACUCUGAUUAUACAGCACCUUUGAUUGUGGAUGUCUGCUGA